UCAGUUUCGUAGGAAGAAUAUGGCUCUUCGGUUUGCAUAUGGGGUCCUCCUCUUUUGUCUGUUGCUCUUAAGGUGUGACCACAUCAGUGGAGCGAGGGAUGUUGCAAAAGAUUCUUAUGAAUCUGCUUACGGUACCAAAGAGAAUUUGAAAGAUCAGUCGGGUUACGCGUCAGGUUAUGCAGCUGCUUACCGGACUCAAAAGGUUGCAAAAGAUUCUUAUGAAUCUGCUUACGGUUCCAAAGAGAUUUUGGAAGAUCAGUCUGGUUACGCUUCAGGUUAUGCAGCUGCUUACCAAAAAAAAAAAGAUGCGAAAGACACUAAUUACAUCACUGCUUAUGAUACUAAAGAUCUAGACGCGAAAUACGCAGAGAUGGAGGACGUUCCCCAGGAUCAGAACCCUGCUAAUGAAGUGAAGGACGUAGAUGAACAACACUUGAAACAAGAGGAGGUGGCAAACCAAAAAGAGAUGAACCAACCCUACAUUGCUGGGUACACAAGCAAACAAGCAAAUUACAUUACUGCCUACCGAACCAGACAAGAUGGGGAAGAAACUUACCUAGCUAAUUAUGGUACAAAAGAAGACUCCAAAGACUCUGGGAUGAAGAAUAAAAAGCAGCAGAACCAUGCUCAUGGAAUGAAUGAUGUAGCUGAAAAACACUUGGAAAAAGUGGAGGCGGAUAACCAAAAAGAGAUGAACGAACGGUACAUAGCUGGUUAUAGAAACAAACAGUACUAUAUAGUUGGCUACAGAAACAGGCAGUAUAUAGCUGGUUAUCGAACCAGGAAAGAUGCAAAAGACAAUUACAUAACAGCUAAAGAAGCAUUGAAAAACUCUGGGAUGCAGUACAAAAAGCAUUGUGGCCAGAUUGAUAAUGAUGUGAAGGACGUAGCCGAUCAAAACUUGCAACAAGUGGAAGUGGCACAAGAAAAAGAGAUGAACCAACCUUACAUAGCUGGUUACAGACAGUAUGAGGCUGGUUACGGAAACAGACAGUAUGGGGCUGGUUACGGAAACAAACAGUAUGGGGACGGAAACAGGCAGUAUGCAAAAGACAAUUACAUUGCUGGAUACACAGGGAAGAGUGAUCAGGGCCCUUACAUUGCUGGCUAUAGAAGUGCGCAAGACGUGAAAGAGUUAGAUUACAUUAGUUCAUAUGGAGAUGGGAAAGACUCUAAAGAGUCGAGCAUGGUGCAUGAAAAUCAUAUGGCAGCAAAGCCAUCAUCCCAACUGGAUCGCUCGGAAGCAUUCAAGUCAGGCUUUUUCACCAUGGAUGAUCUAUUUGUGGGGAAGACAAUGCCCCUCCGCUUUCCCAUCCAAGAGUUUCCCCACUUCUUGCCAAGAGAAGAAGCCGAUUCCAUUCCUUUCUCAAUGGCCCAACUCUCAAACGUUCUUCAACUUUACUCAAUCCUUCCAGGUUCUCCCAGUGCCCAGGCCAUGGAAAACACACUCCAACAGUGCGAAUCUCUACCCACCAAGGGGGAGAUCAAGCACUGUGCUACCUCUUUAGAGUCCAUGCUUGGUUUUGUACACAACAUCAUGGGCUCAUGGGCGAACCUGGAUGUCCUAACAAUCACCCACCCCACAGUGGCAACUGUCUCGGAACAGAAUUACUCUGUUCUAAGAAUUUCAGAGGAAAUUUAUGCUCCUAAAUGGGUAGCUUGUCAUCCCUUGCAGUACCCUUACAAAGUAUUCUACUGCCACUUCAUAGAAAGGAGCAAAAUAUUCAAGGUUUUACUAGGGGGUGAGAAUGAACAUAAGGUGGAAGCAGUUGCUGUAUGCCACAUGGACACGUCUGAUUGGGACCCUGAUCACAUUCUCUUUCGCCAACUUGGGAUCAAGCCCGGCUCGACUUCUCCAAUAUGCCAUUUCCUCCCGGUAUAUCAUCUUGUUUGGGUUCCAUCACCAACACCAGCAACAGCCUCUAUCUAGACUAAGGGUAGCUCUGCUUCCUGUAUCUUGUGUAGAUGUCGAAUAAAGGUCAAUAACCUGUAACAUAGUGGACCUUGCGCUUCUGUACUGUGAUAGUACAUGUUUCUUUUUUCCUUAAUAUAAGCUUAUGGUGGUGAUUAAUUUCCAGCUUCU
Juglans regia (Persian walnut) is the source of this 2083-nucleotide messenger RNA. RefSeq names its product BURP domain-containing protein 9-like. Bases 20 to 1930 code for a protein of 636 amino acids. The record is from RefSeq and is a predicted model, not a curated record. Lineage: Eukaryota; Viridiplantae; Streptophyta; Magnoliopsida; Fagales; Juglandaceae. The transcript is spliced from 5 exons.